Molecule: messenger RNA, 608 nt
Organism: Rhinichthys klamathensis goyatoka
Lineage: Eukaryota; Metazoa; Chordata; Actinopteri; Cypriniformes; Leuciscidae
Gene: tafa4b
Product: TAFA chemokine like family member 4b
Exons: 4
Coding region: 32-439 (135 amino acids)
Molecular function (GO): receptor ligand activity
Source: RefSeq, a predicted model, not a curated record
UCUCUCUCUCUUUGUGCUGGUCUCUCUGUAGAUGCAGCUGUGGGAGCGGUCAGUGUGGCCGUUGCAGGUCGCACUCUUCGUCACCUUGGUAAUGUGCUCGUGCCGGUCGGCUUCUGCGGGGACACGGAGUCUGCGGGGACACACAGCUUCGUACCAGGUGAAGCAGGGAACCUGUGAGGUGGUGGCCAUCCACCGGUGCUGUAAUAAGAACAAGAUUGAGGAACGUUCACAGACUGUCAAGUGCUCCUGUUUCCCAGGUCAGGUGGCCGGCACGACGCGGGCACAGCCGUCUUGUGUGGAGGCUUCCAUCGUGCUGCAGAAGUGGUGGUGCCAAAUGCACCCAUGUAUGGACGGCGAGGAGUGUAAAGUUCUUCCAGACCUGACUGGUUGGUCCUGCAGCACUGGUAACAAAGUCAAAACCACCAAGGUCACACGAUAGCAAGAACAUGGCUGCCUUACCAAGAGGCCCAAGAUGCCUCAACAACCCCUAAAGGAGACCAUCUUGUUUAAGACACUGACAUUAAGGAUGAUUCCGUACAAGCGAAAGAUAGACAAACUUAUUGUAGACUAUAGAUGGCUGCCUUGUUUUGACAGAAGAUAAUAAGGAU